Linnemannia hyalina is the source of this 1221-nucleotide messenger RNA. The record is from the annotation of a GenBank genome assembly. NCBI's taxonomy places the organism in Eukaryota, Fungi, Mortierellomycota, Mortierellomycetes, Mortierellales, Mortierellaceae.
AUGGCUUCUAUCUUUGAGAACGUUCCUGGCGCACCCGCUGAUGUCAUUUUCGCCUUGACUGCCGCCUACAAGGCCGACACCGACCCCAAGAAGGUCAACCUCGGUGUUGGUGCCUACCGCACUGAGGAAGGCAAGCCCUGGGUCCUCCCCGUCGUCCACAAGGCGGACCAUAUCAUGGUCGAUGAUGAGAACUUGGACCACGAGUACUUGCCCAUUCUCGGACUGGAGAACUUCCGCAAGGCCUCGGCUAAGUUGAUCUUGGGCGAGAACUCCAAGGCCAUUGCCGAGGGUCGUGUCGGUUCCGCUCAGUGCAUCUCUGGAACUGGAGCCGUCUACGCUGGAGCUCACUUCUUGUCCAAGCACUACCCCUUCAAGGGCGCCGCCUGUUACAUCUCCAAGCCCACUUGGGCCAACCACCGUGCCAUCUUUGAGGGAGUCGGUAUCCCCGUCCUCGAGUACCCCUAUUGGAAUCCCGAGACCAAGGGCCUCGACCUCAAGGGCAUGCUCGGUGCCAUGGAGGCUGCCCCCUCUGGAUCGAUCUUCCUCCUCCACCCCUGUGCCCACAACCCCACCGGUGUCGACCCCACCCCCGAUCAAUGGAAGCAAAUCGCCGACGUCAUGGAGGCCCGCGGCCACUUCACCUUCUUUGACACCGCCUACCAGGGCUUCGCUUCGGGCUCCCUCGACAAGGACGCUUACUCUGUCCGUUACUUUGUCGAGCGCGGCUUUGAGAUGUUCAUCGCCCAGUCGUUCUCCAAGAACUUUGGUCUCUACUCUGAGCGUGCCGGUAACCUCACGAUUGUUGCAAAGACCCCCGAAAUCAAGAACACGAUCGAGUCCCAAAUCGCAAAGGCCCAACGUGCCGUCAUUUCCAACCCUCCUGCCUAUGGAUCCCGUGUUGUCUCCCUCGUCUUGAACGACGAGACUCUUUACAAGGAGUGGGAGGAGAACCUGUCGUCCAUGGCCAACAGAAUCAUUGCCAUGCGCCAGGCUCUCUUUGACGAGCUCGUUGCCUUGGGAACCCCCGGCACCUGGAACCACAUUGUUGAUCAGAUUGGAAUGUUCUCCUUCACGGGAUUGUCGACUCCUCAGGUCAAGGUCCUCAAGGAGAAGUACCACUGCUACUUGACCGAUAACGGACGUAUCUCCAUGGCUGGACUCAACACCAAGAACGUCAAGUACUUUGCUGCCGCCGUCGAUGAUGUCGUCCGCAACGUCUAA